CGAUAAAAAAACAAAAAUACAAUGCUAUAAAUUAUACACAAUUAUUUAAAUUCCAUAAACAGGGGAGAAAUUGUAUUAUAUGGAAAGGGCUCAAUAGACUUGUUUUGCAGAGCAGUAAUAAAUUUAAAAAAGAAUCCUGUGACACCUGUGAAAACUGACAACUCUGUUGACAACUUCAAUGUUGAUCAAGUUUCUAGUUUAUUUCAUACUUCUAAAUGCUUAAUUAGCAAAGCGCACCCCGUAUAAUGUUUCGAAGACGCCGAUAUGACCGCCGCCGUUUUGACAAGGUGUAGAGUGAGUUCGGAACAACUGGAUCUGCUUUUGUCGUUUAUGGAAGAUCAUCCUGACUUUGCCGCGGGAAAACAAUCUAUUUACUCUCGAUUUAGUUCGUGUAAGUUGUGGCGGCUUCUAGCGGAGCGCUUGAACGCGGUAGCUGCAGGCAGUGGCGGCGCACACAAAUCUCCCGAUAAGUGGUGUCGGUAUUGGGCCGACAUCAAAUAUAAAGCGCGAAAGAAGUCUGCGGCGGGCGGCGCGCUCGGGGACCUGUCGAGCGCUGAGGAGCGUCUGCAGAACAUAUUCAACAACGGAGGACGGGAUAUCACAACGGGUAGCGGUAGACGCGGCAGUCACUCAGACGAAGAACGCAAACCCACGCCUUUAGAGGACGACAUGCGGUCUGAAGACUCUGCGACUGGUGGCGGCGAGGGUACACGCCUUAAUACUGAGGAAUUGCUCGCCGAAGCCGCAUUACGUAGCGCACUUGCAGCAGAGAAACAAGCAGAGGCCGUAGUGCAAGCAGUGGAUUUGUUGCGCGACCUGGUAACACUACUGCGCGAGCGCGUGCCUGCGCCGUCGGUCGCUGCCACGCACGCCGCGCACGCGCCGCACUCCGCGCACGCUGCCCACGCCGCUCAUCCCGCGCCUCUCGUAGAGCAUGCGCUGGCGCCGUUGCAGCACCACGUCACACAGCACCUCCGUCUCUAAUCAUCGGCGUCGAGCUGCGGCGCGCGCCGUGUCCGCCAGAACAGUCGCCGAAAGGCCCAGGCGCGUUGCCACGUCCUCGUACACCUCGUCGGCGCGCACGCGCGCUCUCGCCGCGCCCAGCCGCAGCACGUCGCGCAGCACUGCGGGCCGCUCCAGCAGGCGUGCGGCUCGCUCUCGCACGGGACGUAUGGCUGAGCAAAGCGCGGAGGCGACGACUCGCUUAUAUUGAGCUGUUGUCAAGCCCUCUGCUUCUUCCACCGCCUCUUCGGGCAGCUUAUCUUCGGCAAGGCAAUGUAACAUCACCAGAUUCGACACGCCCGGCCUCGACUCCGGGUCGAACGUCACCUGAAAUAUAAUUACGUUUAGUAAGGAAUAUUCUGUCCUUUGUAAAACUAGGAUAUACAUAAAAAAAUAGAAACAUCCCUGUUGAUCACACGUCGCGACGCGGUGACACUAACCUGAGGCGUAAAAUCGGUUACGGCUUUUCUCACUUUCAGUUCGAUGACAGAGUCGGGGUCGCUUAGCAGAAUCCGCGACUUGGGAUCGGAGUCCGAUUUGGACAUUUUCUUGGUAGGAUCUCGUAGACUUCUCAACCGCUCGCUACCAUCCCCUGUGAAGCGCACAUCGUCAAACGACCAAUAGUAGAAAACAGGGAUAUGUUGAUGAAGCAACUAAAUCCACCUGAUAGAAUGGCUUGCGGCGUGGGGAAAACUCGUCCGUAGCGGUGGUGGAAGGUGCGCACGAGCUGCGCCGCCACUUGCAGGUGCUGCAGUUGGUCGAUGCCCACGGGCACGUGCGUGCCGCGGUACACCAGCACGUCUGCCGCCUGCACACGUGCAUCACCAAUUUCACCCAUUCAACUAUUAAAUGUUAAUGAUUGCA
This is a messenger RNA of Manduca sexta (tobacco hornworm), 1866 nucleotides long. RefSeq lists its product as uncharacterized. The record is from RefSeq and is a predicted model, not a curated record. The transcript has 4 exons. The coding region runs from base 265 to 984 and encodes 239 amino acids. Lineage: Eukaryota; Metazoa; Arthropoda; Insecta; Lepidoptera; Sphingidae.